UCUGCGCGAGUACGUUGUGUCAUUUCGUUCGUCGAGGGACAAAGCUCCAUCGUCGCUGCUUCGUUCCUUCAGAUCUCUCUCUCUCUCUAGAGCUCCAUCCGCGACAUCGCCAGGCUUGAAAAUGGGGCUGUCUUUCACGAAACUUUUCAGUAGGCUGUUUGCUAAGAAGGAGAUGCGUAUUUUGAUGGUGGGUCUUGAUGCUGCUGGUAAGACUACAAUUCUGUACAAGCUCAAGCUGGGAGAAAUUGUCACCACCAUUCCAACCAUUGGAUUCAAUGUUGAGACCGUUGAGUACAAGAACAUCAGCUUCACCGUCUGGGAUGUUGGGGGCCAGGACAAGAUUCGCCCCCUGUGGAGGCAUUACUUCCAAAAUACCCAAGGCCUGAUCUUUGUGGUUGACAGCAAUGAUCGAGACCGUGUGGUUGAAGCUAGGGAUGAGCUGCACAGAAUGUUGAAUGAGGAUGAGUUGAGGGAUGCUGUGUUGCUAGUGUUUGCUAACAAGCAAGAUCUUCCAAAUGCAAUGAAUGCUGCUGAAAUCACCGACAAACUUGGCCUUCACUCUCUCCGUCAACGUCAUUGGUACAUCCAGAGCACAUGCGCCACCUCCGGUGAAGGCCUCUAUGAAGGACUGGACUGGCUCUCCAACAACAUUGCAAACAAGGCAUAAUCGUGCUGAUCCUGAGGCACCUCGGUUCGAGUAGGAACUUCGCAUUACUUUUCGUUGUUCUUGAAUUUGGUAUCUUUUUUCACAGUUUGUGUUCAGUUUGAUAUUGUUGCUGAUUUACGUUGUCGCUGAUACCUGUAGUUAAACAAUAUUCGACGGAUCUUAUUCUUUAUUGUCAUUGUAAAACGUUUAUUCUUUUUCUCGA
Syzygium oleosum is the source of this 869-nucleotide messenger RNA. Its product is annotated as ADP-ribosylation factor-like. NCBI's taxonomy places the organism in Eukaryota, Viridiplantae, Streptophyta, Magnoliopsida, Myrtales, Myrtaceae. The record is from RefSeq and is a predicted model, not a curated record. Bases 122 to 667 code for a protein of 181 amino acids. Gene Ontology annotation, biological process: intracellular protein transport; vesicle-mediated transport. Gene Ontology annotation, molecular function: GTP binding; GTPase activity. The transcript is spliced from 7 exons. Gene Ontology annotation, cellular component: cytoplasm.